Molecule: messenger RNA, 6227 nt
Organism: Boleophthalmus pectinirostris (great blue-spotted mudskipper)
Lineage: Eukaryota; Metazoa; Chordata; Actinopteri; Gobiiformes; Gobiidae
Gene: sema7a
Product: semaphorin 7A
Exons: 16
Coding region: 175-2289 (704 amino acids)
Biological process (GO): axon guidance; negative regulation of axon extension involved in axon guidance; positive regulation of ERK1 and ERK2 cascade
Molecular function (GO): chemorepellent activity; semaphorin receptor binding; integrin binding
Source: RefSeq, a predicted model, not a curated record
CCGUCGCGACAGAAUCGGGUAGGACACUGUUCGGACUUGCUCUUUUUCUCUGAGUGCUUCGUCGGUCGCGUCGUGCACUGAAUCGUGUCACGUUUUUGGUUUCCUUCCCCGUCGGAGGAUGCGCUCGGUGACUGCACUGCCCUGAUCAUUUCAUUUCACACUCGUGCACUGAACAUGGACUUGAGAAUAAUGCUCCUCCUGUGCGUUUGUGUCGCUGCGAAGUUUAAUUUUCUGCUCGGCGAUCUGAUCGAAGACGCACCGACUCUGGGAUCACGGAACGCACCGAGAUUUUUAACCAAUCACUCAGUGACGAUUGCCGAGUACCCAGAACCACAAAACCACACAGUGUUUUUCUACAAACAGGAUGAUGAAGAAAUGUACGUUGGAGGAAAAGAAUUUGUGUGGAAACUAAACAUGAGUAACAAUGACGUCACAGAGAACUUGUUGACCACCGGACCCCUGGAAUGCCCGAAGGAUGUAAUCUGUGAAAACGUGGUCACAGUGAUCCAGGAGCUCAAUGGCGUCGUGUUCGUGUGUGGGACAAAUGGACUCAGACCUCACUGCUGGAACCUGUCUGCGUUACAAAACCACUCAUCACAAGGCUUUGACGGACAAGGCAUUUCUCCGUUCACAUACUCCCAGAAUUCCAUAUCUCUCACAGUAGAGGGGGACCUGUAUGCCGCCGCCCCACAAGAAAGUGACGGAAGCUCUCUGCAGUUCAGACGGAAAUCUGGCAGAAGAACCAACGUCAGGAUGUACCACAGCUGGGUUUUAGAGCCCACAUUUAUCGGUUCCUCGUGGGUGAAGCGGGAGAACGACCCAGACAACGAGAAGAUCUACGUGUUUUUUCGCGAAAAGAACUCGGACACCAACCCCGAGGCCGAGCAGUGGAUCUCGAGGGUGGCGCGGGUGUGUAAGGUGGACGAAGGAGGAUCCAAGCGUUUCUUUCAGAACAUGUGGACGUCUUUCAUCAAAGCUCGGCUGGUGUGCGGUUUUCCGGAGGAGUCUCUGUACUUCAGUCGUCUGCAGGACAUCUACGUUCAGCACGAGGACGACUGGAACAGAACCAGAGUCUACGCCAUUUUCACGAGCAGCUGGAACUCCACGGCCGUGUGCAUCUACACCAUCGGGAUGAUCGAGGAGGUUUUCGAGAAUUCCACCUUUAAAGGCUCCAACAAAGCGAUCCCCACUCCACGACCCGGACACUGUGUUAAAAACAGCAAGAAUCUCCCACUGGCCACUGUCAACAUGAUCAAGGACCACCCGGAGAUGUCAGACUGGGUCCACUCUGUGCAUUAUAAAGCCCCGUUCUACGUGAGCAGCUACAACUACACCAAGAUCACAGUGGACCAGGUCCGAGGAGCUGACGACAGCGUCUACAACGUCCUGCUUCUGGCCACUGACAGUUCCAAAAUCCAUAAGGUCUUGGAGGCGGGACCGAAGCCAGUGGUCGUCUCGGAAACGCGUCUCCCAAAUACCUCGACUGUGCUGUCGAUGAAACUGGACUCCGCCAAGAAGAAACUGGUGGUCGGUUUGCCGUCCUCCAUCGUGACCGUGGACCUGCAGUGGUGUGAGUACGGCUCUUCGUGUGAGGACUGCGUUUUGGCUCAGGACCCGUACUGCGCCUGGUCCACGGCGGCGUCCAGGUGCACGGCGGCCGCUCCAGGGAACAUCCAGAAAGUAAUGACUGGAAACCACACCGUGUGUCCACCAAAAGGUCAUCAGACGUAUAAUACUUCCUACGAGACAAGCACAGACAGGCUCGACUUCAGUGGAGAACACGAUCGUUAUGUCUCCUGGUCCCACCUUGAUGAGUCGCAGUCGCGCAGCAAACGGGAGGCACAGACCUCCCUGUCGGUUCACGUCGUGUCUCUGGACGUGCCCUUUUACCUCUCGUGCCCCAUCGACUCGUUCCACGCAGAGUACCACUGGGAGCACGGGGCCCUGCGGAGCCCCUGUCUGCAGAUGAAGUCCCACUGCCUCCACCUCAUCCCCGCCGUGACCCAGGAGCACUACGGCAGCUACAAGUGCGUGUCCCGGGAGCAGGGCUACGAGAAGGUGGUGAAGGAGUAUCUGCUCAAAGUCCAGGAGACGCGGGAGGUGGACAGCGGACGGGUCCCCGAAUCGGACACCGGAGAAGACACCAGAUCGGACACCGGAGAAGACACCAGAUCGGACACCGGAGAAGACAUUCGAGCUCACACGCCCAGGCUGAAAAACGCAGCACAGUCAGUGUCCCAGUGCGUGUGUCUAACGCUGGCGCUGCUCUUCGCAACUGUUUACCUCUAGCAUCCUAAAAUCUUGAAAAUAAUUGUUAAGAACUUUCGCUUUUCUUCCAGCUGAUGUCAUCAACAUUCCCUCGGGGAGUGACGCUGACUAAAGGCACUGACGGCGCUGCUCUGUUUGUUACUCAAUUUAUUUUAAUCUGAGUUUCGAUUACGAUUAUUAUUUAUCACAAUUUGACCACAAAGAACUGACUUAAUUAGAACUACAACAGGUGAUUUUGAGCUGAUUUGUGCUCUUAAAUAAGUUUCUCAAAAAAACGUAAGAGCUGCCGUAGAAACCAGGCCCCGGGGUCUAAGCAUGGCCGCCCGUUCAAGUCAACGGGCCGAGCUCAAUGCUGCAUGACACCAGAUUUGCCUUUAGCAGCGAGGUACUUCCUGUGGCUUUACCCGCAGUAGUGCUCUUUUCUCUCUUGGGCGCACGCCAAUGUACACGAGCGUUUGCACGAGGAGCGCGGCCUCUGUAUCACGUGAUAACUUUGUGAUCGCAGCUAGAGCAGAGCCAGAGCAAACGAUUUACAGCAUUAGUGUUACUAAUAUUUGCAUUGUGUUGCCGUGGUAAGUGCUGAACAUUUAACCACAGACAUGCAUACAGAACCAGCAGCAUGACGUCACAGCAAAAUAUCAAUAAGACAAAGAUCCUGUGAAUUUUCAUUCGACAGUUGAACCAAUCGAUAAAAUCCUCUCCAUUUUAGGUUCAUUUAUUUAUUGGUUUGUCAACAAAAGUACUUAAAGUAAUUUUCUGUUGGUUCGGAUCUAAGAGUGAGUCGACCUCUGAGACUUAAAGGCUGACUCGGCGUUUACGUAAUAUUGGCCAUCUAAUUUAAAGAUCCGCUAUUUAACUUUUUGAUGAUGAAGAUCAGCUCUUCUAAGUCUGAGGCCAUGGUUCUCGCCCGGAAAAAGGCGUCUUGUCGUCUCUGGGGUGGUGGAGAGUCUCUGCCUCAAGUGGAGGAGUUCAAGUAUCUCGGGGUCUUGUUCUCGAGUGAGGGGAGGGAGGACAGAACGUGAGAUUGACAGGUGGAUCGGUGCAGCGUCGGCAGUGAUGCGGUCGCUGUAUCGGACCGUUGUGGUGAAGAGGAGCUGAGUCGAAAGGCGAAGCUCUUGAUUUACUGUCAGUCUUCGUUCCUACUCUCACCUCUGGUCAUGAGCUCUGGGUAAUGACCGAAAGGACGAGAUCGACGAUACAAGCGGCAGAAAUGAGUUUCCUCCGCAGGGUGUCUGGGUGCUCCCUUAGAGAUAGAGUGAGGAGCUCAGUCACACGUGAGGAGCUCGGAGUAGAGCCGCUGCUCCUCCACGUCAAGAGGAGCAGCUGAGGCUCGGGCGUCUGUUCUGAUGCCUCCUGGGCGCCUCCCUUGGGAGGUGAUCCAGGCAUGUCCCACCGGGAUGAGGCCCCAGGGAAGACCCAGGACACGCUGGAGGGACUAUGUCUCUGGGCUGGACUGGGAACACCUCUGUUCCCCCCGGAGGAGCUGGAGGAAGUGUCUGGGGUGAAGGAAGUCUGGGAGUCCCUGCUUAGACUGAUGCCCCCGCGACCCGGCCCCGGAUAAACGGAAGAAAAUGGAUGGAUGUAACUUUUUUUUCUGGAAGGUCUCCCACCGUCUCUAUGAGAAGUUAUGACUUUUUUACCUCAAAGAAUCACAUUAAUCUCAUCCGUCAUAAAAAGACACAGUGCGCCUUUAAAAUCUCAAAGAAAGACAGGAAGGCGGAAUGUCGGUGUUUUGUUUUUGUUUUGAGAAGUGUGUAGAGAUUAAAUCAAAUACAUUUCUAUUUUUUAACAAUUGCACUGAGCAGGUCAUGAACCCGACUGUCCUCUGUGGACAGACGUGCUGCUCCUCCCUGGAAUGAAAAACUGGAAAAAGAAUGUCAGACCUCAGCCCAACAGUAAAACAUGACUGAAUACAUACAGUAUGACAUACAGUAUGUGCCUGUUUCACUUUUACCAACAAGUGUGUGUGGCAGAAAAAAAAAUCCAACUUAAAAACAGAACAAUUAAUACAGAAAAAUUUGAAAAAAUAUUUAACUCACAACUUAAUUUUUUGUGAUUACAAAAAUGAAGGUUAAUUUUCUUUUGACAUUGCACUUUUUAAACAUUUUAAUAUAUAUAUAUAUUUAUUUGUUGGAAGGACUGGGUAUAAUACUCCCUACAACCAGUGUUGUGAAGGUGACUUUUAAAAUGUAUUCCAAUACAGAUUACAGAUUACAUACCCCAAAAUGUAGUUUGUAACAGAAUCCAUUAAAUUACUUAAAGUGAGUAAUGUAAUCUGAAUACUUUGGAUUACUUGAUUUGCUGUAGAGAAGCAAAGACGAGAAAAUCGUGACAUAAGAUGUUUUGUCUGAUAAAAGAAAAUAAAAAGUCCAGACUUUACUGAACCAAAUUAAAAAUAGUAUUGGUAGAAGAAGAGACACGUCCACACAGCAGGAUUUAGUCCUGGUUUAGUUCUGGUUUAGUCCUGGUUUAGCACUAGUUUAGACCUGAUUUUAGUCCUGGUUUAGUCCUGGUCUAGUCCUGGUUUAGUCCUAGGUUUAGACCUGGUUUAGUCCUGGUUUAGCCCUGGUUUAAAUGUAGUUUAGACCUGGUUUUAGACCUAGUUUAAGACCUGGUUUAGAUCUGGUUUAGACCUGGUUUAUACAUGGUUUAGUCCUGGUUUAAUUCUCGUUUAAAACAGGAAAACACCGCUGUGUAAUCCAUUUAUUUCAACAAAGUAACUGUAAUCCAAUUACCACUCACUGAAACAGUAACUGUAACUGAAUACAGUUACUCAUAAUUUGUACUCUGAUUACAUAACUCCGGUACAUGUAAUCUGUUACUCCCCAACACUGAUUACAACACCAGUACAGACAGACAGACCAUGUUCUAAUGUUCCCUCUUGAAAAACAGAGGUGGAGUUGUGUUUCUCUUUGUAACUCUUUUUUAUUCGUCUGUCUACAUCUCCAAAGCUCAAAACGCUCUGUUCCAACUUGUGAUGUCAUGAAGUGGCAGUUUUCAACUUAAAAUCCACUUUUACCUUCAGUAGUUCAGUAGAGAUCGGCAGUUCCAGGGCUGAAAUCUUCCAAAUGAUUCUACUGAACGCGUAUUAGGUUUAAAAACGCAGUGGAGCACUUCCUGUAUGACUGCGUGACAUCACAAAUUGGAACAGAGUUUAUAGUUGGAGAGAAGAACUCAGCCUAAAUAUGCAAGUCAAACAGAAACAGUUGUUUUGAGAAAAAGAAUAAAAACCCACAAUUUAAUUUUCCUUUGUCCAGAAAUUUGACGUUGUACUUUGUAAGCGCUUUAAAAUCUUUAUAGUAUUUAUUUUUUAGUAUGAUUAUGCUGUGCUGUGCUAUAAUAAACUAUUUUUAUAUUAAUUGUCUCUUGUUUUGUUUAAAAAGAGUCUUCCUUUGAUGUUUAAGUUGGAUUCAGAUGGUAGAAUGUGGUUUUCCAGUGGACGGCCGUUAUAAGUCUACGGGACAUUCACUGUUUUUGAAAUAAAUGUGGUAAACAAAACAUGUUUCUCCUUCUCGUUAUUUUUUGUGAUGAACUUUUUUAUCAUUUGCAGUUAUACAUAUUUGAGUUUUUCUCUCUUUUAAACCCAACACCUCAACCUGAAACUUUCUAUUGAUGAGCAUCUGCAGAAAACACACACAUUAAAAUAUGUAUUUGAGUUCGGUCAAGUGGUAACGGAGGGAAACAGGGGCAGAUUUUUGACAUUCAAAUGUCUCUUAUUCAGAAACUAGAGGAACUAUUGAAAUAAGUAAAGUAUCAGAAUGUAGGAAAGAGUUACACUCCAACAGGGUCAAGUUAAACCUGUGAUAUUCUUUCAAGUUGUUGACAAAAUUUUUUUUAAAACUCAUGUUGGUAACGGAGGGAAUGAAAUAUGCAGCACUUUUUGGCCAUGCGUUUGUCUCCAGUAGGUUAGAUACUGUAAUGUCCUGCUCACUGGUCUCUCCAAAUGAGCUGUGAGACGC